GAGAAAGAGAUGGGAUGUAUGAGCUGUCCAAAGCAAUGAACCAAAGGUAUGCUUUUCUAGCGUUGACACAGGUGGGGACGGCCCCUGUAGAUCACCUGCAGCCGCUGAGGAGACCUAAGGGAAAAGUGAGGGUCCCACAGUGGAGCCCUGCUGCUUUGCUCUCUGAUACUGUGACAUCGUUUAGGUGUUUGGGCUAAGUGCAUUUGUGGAUUCUAGAGUCUAUUUAGAAUCUUCGUGUUUUGUGAAAGAAUGAAGGUGACCUUGUAAUAUUUGUAACUCAACACAGUUCUUUAUUUUUCAUUUCCUUCCAGUAUUGCCCCUCUUAGACCGCCCUCUACGUGUUAUUUAAUGAAGAAGCACUCAGAAGGGUGGUGGAGCGUAAGAUGAGUUAAGCGUUUUUCUUUUACAAACAGCUCAUGCUGGUUUGUUGUCAGUGGAGUGAAGGGGAAGCAAUGCAGAAAUCACAGUGCCAUGGAGACAUACAGCUGAGAAACAGAGUGACAGGUAAUUAUGAUCAAAGGAUAUCAUCAAACCCACAGAUAAAGCAUAGGACUACAGUUCAACGAAGCAAAUCCUCAUCAUCCACCAGCUCUCCAGAGGCUGCAAGAAAAGUCCAUCCUCGACCGAGCGAUAAACUUAACCCUAAAACAAUUAACCCGUUUGGAGAACAGUCACGAGCCCCAUCUGCAUUUGCAGCUGUUUACUCUAAAGGUGGUAUCCCUUGCAGGUUGGUCCACGGCGCAGUAAAACACAGGUUGCAGUGGGACUGCCCCCCUGAAAGCCUUGCGUUCGAUCCUCUACUCAUUACUUUAGCCGAGGGUCUGAGAGAGACUAAACAUCCAUAUACCUUUGUCUCAAAGGAGGGUUUUAGAGAAUUACUUCUGGUUCAGGAUGCUCCUGAAAAAGCAGUGCCUUUGCUUCCUAGACUGAUUCCUGUGCUAAAGGCGGCUCUGGCCCAUUCGGAUGACGAAGUGUUUGGAAGAGGGUUGAGUGCUCUGGUACAGCUAAGUGUCGCUGUCGGACCUCCUCUGAGCCCCCACCUGAAACAUCUGCUUACAAGUCUUUUCAAGAGACUGAGGGACAAGAAGUUCAAAGAGCCGAUCACCAGCGCGCUACAGAAGCUGGAGCAGCAUGGCGGGAGUGGAAGCCUUAUCAUCAUCAAAGCUAAAAUUCCAACAUAUUGCUCCAUAUGUUGUUGAAGAAGGGAGACGACAAAAAUCUUACUACCUGGCGACAGGUGUUAAACGCUGGCUGUGGAUACCUGUGGAACCUUCGCAGAUUCACUCAGUAUAUUUUGUAAAUCACAGCCACCAUUCAUUAUUUACCAGUUUAAGAUGAAUAUACAUAAUUCCACUGAAUCACAGUAAGUUAUUCAACAAAAAAGAAUGAUUAAUAGUGGAAAGCUAUUAAAGUUCUAUAACACGACAGUUAUGAAGCAUUUAUUGUUCAUAUUUUUAUGAUUUGUGUGAACAACCAUUACUGGGUUUAUAGUAGAAGUGUUUGCAUUUAUUUUCUAAUGCCUUUUACUUAUAACAUCCCUUUUGCAAUCAGUUUGUAACUAUACACUUAUUUUUAAAUAUUUUGCUGUUUGGGGAUUUUAUAUUUAUCAAGGCUAUGGAAAUUUAAAAUAGUGGACAAUUAAUAAUUCACUAUUAAUUAUUGUUUGUAAAUAUGUCUUUUGCAAUGUAGAAUGCUUGGGAAAAUUUCUUUCCAGAGUAUUCUAGUGUAAGAAUUAUUUUUUAAUGUGUAAAUUCUCUAGUAAGUAUGUUGUUUAUUACAACUCAUUAAAACUACCUAAACUUUAGGUGUUAGUUGUAGAUAAGUAAAUGUUAUGUUUGUAUUUCAUAGUCUGAGUUCAGUACAUGAAGAGAUUCAGAAAUGAAAAUGUUAAAACUCUCACAUAUUUAGUGAUUUGUUGUGCUUGCUUAUGUUGAACAAUUAGAUUUUAAAAGUUUUUGAAAUUUACAGGCAUCAUUCUGGGUGUUGAUGUAAAAGCUGACUGGGUCAUCUGCAAGAGACAGGAGUAGAAGAGAAACAGAAAACAAGACUAAGACCUUUCACCUUCAGGGCAAGAAGAGAGCCCCUAGAAACUCAGUAGUCACACCAAAGCCCAGCUGACUCUCACUUCCAAAGGUGGACAUCAGGGGUCACUCUUACAUAGGGGAGCAGUAUCAUAUUCCAGAAGCGUCAGAAGAAACCCUGUUUUUGCUCCUUCCCUCCAAUACCUGGAGAGACCUCUUUGCACUCUCCCUUUAACUAGUCUUACAGCUGUGAUUUAAAAGAAUGCAAGUAAUUUCUGAAGCGUCAUAAGUGUGAAAAUGCUUGUCCUCCUUUAGAUCUGCUGUGCUUCCUGGUUCCCUGUCGGGUACGCUCUUUCCUCAGGUAUCACUUGUCACAUCCUCAGGUCAUGUAGUUACAACAUCCGCCUGACCCCUGCCUCACUUUCAGUCUUCCUCAUGCACUGGGCGCUGCCCAAAGCAAAGAUUUCUACAAUCUAGAAAAUGACAUAAGCAAAAAUAUUUUUAACCUAGUAAUUACAAAAUUUGUUGGAAUAAAGACCUAUAAGAUACAGUA
Messenger RNA from Miniopterus natalensis, 2574 nucleotides. Lineage: Eukaryota; Metazoa; Chordata; Mammalia; Chiroptera; Miniopteridae. The record is from RefSeq and is a predicted model, not a curated record.